Molecule: messenger RNA, 7815 nt
Organism: Cladocopium goreaui
Lineage: Eukaryota; Dinophyceae; Suessiales; Symbiodiniaceae
Source: the annotation of a GenBank genome assembly
UGCUGGACCCUGAGCAGGUCCCUUGGUGAACAUCCUCUACUGCGUCCUGGACUACUCCUGAACUUCAUCUACGACCUCUUGGUGGACGUGCUCUACUUCUUGGUGAACAUCCUCUACGACCUCUCCAUCUUGCGUCCUUUGGACUGGCGCGACAUCUACUACGCCCUCUUGAAUGACAAGACCGACGACUAUGGCUUCAAUGCAUCAAUCCCGGUCUGGGAUGGCCGAGCUGACUCUCUUCGGGAGUUCAAGAAGACGGUCAAAUGGUGGCUCCAUAGCGUGAACCUUGAGAAGACGACUGGCUACAACCUGGCUGCAAGGUUUGCGAUGAAGCAGACUGGAUCAGCAAAGAUGAGAGCAUUGGAGUUCACGCCGGACGAGCUGGCCUACACCCCUGCCGAGGAGUACACCGACCCUGACUCUGGUGAGACCAUCGUGGUGACCCCAGCUGACUAUGCAGCUGGCAUCAACAAGAUCCUGGCAGCAUGGGAUGAGAUGAUUGGUCGUACUGUCAACGACCGCAAAGGAGAACUCCGUGAGAAGUUCUACUUGGCUACACGCCGAGGACAGCAGGAGUCAGUGGUUGCCUUUUCUUUGAGGUACCGGACCUUGGUGGGCGAGAUGAGAGCUGAAGGCAUCACCAUAGACGAUGCCGAGACAGCCUGGUUCUACAAGCAGAAGUUGGCCCUGAACGAGAUGCAGAAGCAGAUGUUGGAGACCACUUUGGGGACUUCAACAGAGGUCUACGCUGACUGUGAGCGUGAGGCCGUGCGCUUGUUCAAGCGCAUGCACUUUGGUGCAACUGGAGAUGGAGGACAACAUCAUCCUGGACAUCGUCGCCCUGGACUGACUUCAAGUGCGUUGUCGAAGUUUAGACGAAGCCUUCCAUCGUCUUCGAGCUCAACGGCAAGUUCAUGGACAAGGAGAUCAACGAGUUCAAAGGGAGCUCACUCAGCUUAUGUGGCUGAUGCUGAGCCCACCGCUGAGGAGGACGAGAAUUGGCAGGAGGACAAUCAGACCAACGAGGAGCACGAGACCUACGAGACCGAGCAGACUGAAGAAGGAGAUGGACUAGAAGCUCUCCAAGAAGCUGUCGAAGUGAUGGCAGCUGAGUUGGAAGAAGCCGCUGAAGCCGGCUGUGAUGAGGAGGAGCUUGCAGGUCUGGAAGACCAGAUCGAAGGAGCUGUGGAGGCCCUAGUAACCUUGAAGGAGGCCCGAUCGCAGAUAGCAGCUGUGAAAAAAGACCGUGGUUUCAAUGGGCCGUCUAGUGGGGCCAAAGGAGGAAAGAAGGGCAAAAGCAGUGGUUGUUUCGAUUGCGGAGCACAGGACCACUGGAAGGGCGACCCAAAAUGCCCUGGUCCUUCAAAGUCGAAAGGCAAAGGUGGCCCAAUGAAAGGUAAGCCUGGAAAAGGCAAGUUUCAGAAUAAGAUCAACUCUCUGAAGAGCGCUUUGUCUAGAGCCCGAGACACCAAUGUCACGGAGACCAACAUGGCGGAAGUCAAUGUGGUUGAUUUACUUCCACCACAUCCUCCGGUGAAGUUCAACUCUGUGUCUUUUGGCAACAAUGAGGUGCACGAGAUCAACAUGGUUUCUGCUGGCAGCAUCUCUGAAGCUUUGGCGGCUAGCACGACCAAGCCGCUGGACAUCCUUUCUGCCGACAAGUUGUACCAGGCAGCACUGGAUUCAGCAUGCAACCGUUCAUGUGAGAUGCAGCCCGCCUCUCAAGAUCCUUCGCCGCAGUGUGGGCAGCGAUGGCGUCGAAUGGUAGUGAGACUGCUGACACGGCAGAUCUGGCACUACCUGGGGCUGAAGCUAUGGCUGGUGCAGCGACCGUUUUUGCGGUACGCUCCAACUCCGUUGCCGAUGGUGGCAACAGCAGCAGACUGGCUGCAGCAGGCCAAAGACAUGGUGAAGAGGCGAGUGUGGCCGAAGUCAUGGCUGCAGAAGGCCAUGGAUCGUGGGCACUUCACGGUGAUCGCGCUGAAGGAGGCCAUCUCUCUGAGGCAGAAAAUGGGUCUUCGGAUGAGCUUCAUGGAGGACCCCGUGCUGAGCUUUGGCAUCAAGAGCCUCAAGAAGAAGCCCAAGGCCGUCCUACAAGGAGCACUGGUCGCCGAGACCCAACGCCUGCUCCAGGCGACAGAGGCCGAUCGAGAACUUCGUCUUCGCGCUCUCCUUGGACCCCGAGGAGGUCUGCCCCGGCUGAAGUCCGAGCUCGUGGAGCUGGCAGUGCUGUUCCGGCUGGAGGUGAAGGAGGACGACCGCAUCGAGGACCUGAAGUCCAAGAUCGAGCCCAUGGUGAAGUUGCUGAAGACAGGCCACACGGUCGACUAUGGGAAGCUCAACAAGAUCCCAGGUCGCCAAGAAGCCGCAGCACCCGCCGCGGCAGAAGCCUCAGCCUCGGCAGCACCGUUCGGGAUGGAACGGGAUCAGAACGGAUGUGAUGUCGAUCUCGAGCAUGCCAUCCACGCCGCGAGGAGCAGAGUCCUCUCCGGUGGUGGUUGGAGACAGCUAGACCUGAACAAGGAGCGGGAGGUCGAUAUGGCUGGCGCCGACACUCCCCGGAAGCAAGCUGGCUAUGUGGAUCGCGAGAGCUCUGCCGAGGUGGCCAAGAACAUUGGUGGGAUUGCUCGCUCUAUGUUCUCCAAGUUGAAGUCUGGAGUUGUUCAGAUGGUCAACCAGGCCGCCCUGAAGGCAAAGCGUUUGGUGGAAAAGUUCCAAAUGAACAACGAUGAGAUCAAGGAGAUUUUGGAGACUGAGUACAUGGACUCAAUGGCUGAGAUUGCAGAUGGCAAUGUGGAGCCCCUGGCAAUGGUGGUCGAGCUCCCUGAGAGUCCUUCCUUAGACGUUCAUCGUCGCAACCUCAAGGAGGGCAACAAGAAGAGGCCUCGACCGCGGCAUCCAGACUAUCCCAGAAGAGAGACGGCUGAUCAAUGGCGUUUGGGCCAUUGGGGAAGUUGGAUUUGCCGGGAUCACUUCACACCCCGGAAUCAAUUCAUGAAGCCUACAACAGUUUCAGUUCCUCGAUUCUUCCCGACAGAGGCCUUCACUGGUCGACGUUUGGUGGAGAUCUAUGCCCCGGACACCAACAGGGUGGUGGAUCGAGUUUGGGAUGAAGAUUUCAAUCAUCCUGCUUGUCCUUACUACUCAAGGGUUUGGACUGGCCGCACAUGGUUUCAAAUCCGACGAGAGUGGAUCGACAAGUACUACCCGGAGGUGAUUCCUGAGGGGAACUCCUACUUUGAGGAGCUGGACUGGGUGAUUGACAAUCCAGCUGCUGAAGGCUUGCACGAGCUGGAGAAUGGCAAUUCAGUUUUUGUGGCAACACAGCCCAAGUCAUAUCGUUUUCCAAUGCCACAGUCUCACGACACCAAGAUUUCCACCUACGGCUUCUAUGUGCGACACGCACGCUGGGAGGUCUUGGAGAACAAGCGCCCUUGGAGAAGCCGAGGUGUUCAUGAGUUUCACCAUCAGCAUUUUGCUGAAACACCAGAUGUCUACGUGGUGGUCUAUCACAACAACGAGUUGGACUACUUGGAACCACCACUGGUGACGGAGGUCUACACCACGACCGAGCCCAUUGCUCAUGAAGCCAUUCGUCGAGGACAUGCCGUUGGACAGUCCCUGACGUUGGACACUGGCUAUGACUUCUAUCGGGAGUCCCAUCGACGAGAAGCAGAUCGUCGACUGCAACAUCAGAAGCCCUUUUGCCUGAUGCUGGCAUUUCCAUGUGGUUGGUGGUCGCCCCUGAUGGAUUUGAUCACUCAUCAAGACCGACGCAAGCUGCUGAAGGUCAAGAGACGCAGAGCCAAGGAGAAGCACCUGGUGGACUACUGCGUGAAGAAGGCCAAGGAGCAGUUGCGAGAAGGGCGGCACUUCAUCAUUGAGAACCCCAGCAAAAGCAGGUCUUGGAAGGAAGUUCACUCCCUUCGGAAGCUGACCGAGAUGGCAGAAGAGCUUGGGUUGCACUGGGUUCAGAUGGAUCAGUGCAUGACUGGUCUGCGGGGUCCUGGUGGCGGCUUGAUACGGAAGAGGACAUGGUUUCUCACGUCAUCUGAGGAGGUGGCUGAGGAGCUCAAGCUUUUUCAAUGUUCUGGAGAUCAUGAACAUGAGUGGUGCAUCGGUGGCAAGAAGAUCACAGAGCCUGCUGGGCACUACUCUCCAGCACUUUCUGCUGCCAUUGUCAAUGGACUUGAACGUCAACGCGUGGUGGACUUUGGCAUCAAGCGCAACAUUGUGGAGCGCCUGCAUGAGGCUGAAGUCUUGGCAGCAGAAGCGGCUGAGAAUGAUGAUGAAGAUGGUGAGAUGUUGGAAGAACCACUUCAACCUGGACAAGGUGAUGGUCCUGGACUUCUUGUCACCGCAGAGGAGCUACGAGCAGCCCUACAUUUGCACAAGGUGACCGGCCAUCGAAAUCCCUUGCGCCUGGCAAGAGCGCUUGUGAUAAGUGGAGCAUCACCGAGCAUGGUGAAGGCGGCAAAAAUGAUCAAGUGUGAGCUUUGUCAAGAGCAUGCCAACGUCAAAACGAGGCGUCCUGCAAAUCUUCCUCGACCUCGACACUUUGGUGACAGACUCUUUGUGGAUCUUUUCGCUGUGCGUGACCUCUAUGAUCAGACGCACUGGGUGGCUCAUGCAGUGGAUGCAGCAACAAGGUACCACUGUGCCAAGGUCCUCAACACCAAGUCUAGCGAGGAGGUUGGAAACUUUAUGGUCGAACAGUGGUUCACACCACUUGGUGUGCCGUCAGCUGUGACAUGCGAUAUGGGACCGGAGUUUGUGAGCGACCAGUUCCAGCAGCUGAUGGACCGACACAACGUCCAGCUGUCGCAUGUGGCCGUUGAGGCCCCCUGGCAAAAUGGUCUUGCCGAGAGGGCAGGCGGUACCCUGAAGACCAUCCUACGCACCUGCAUGGCUGAGCACUCAGCCAGCGAACAUCAAGAUGUUCAGUCCUGUGUGGUGGCAGCCUUGGAAGCCAUGAAUGGGGAUCCUUCAGAAACAGGAUUCAGCCCUGCACAGCUGGUGCUUGGGAAGCAGCCUCGUGGUUUUGGACAAGUGAUACCCAAUGAUCUUCAAGCUCGACUUAGUCAGCAUGGCCUGAUUGAGAAUGACCCGAGCUUCACCCAGAUCGUUGCGAUGAAGGAGACGGCUCGUUUGGCACUGGUCAGAUUGACCUACAGCCAAGCUCUUCGUCGAGCUGAGAUGGCUCGCAGUCGAGUGGCUCCAAGCUAUGAGACUUUUUCUGUGGGAGAUGUGGUCUACUUCUACAGAGCUCAGAAGUACUCAAGUACAAAGAGCCAGAGCCGGAAGCGCCUUCAACUGCGCAAGUGGCAUGGGCCGGCAGUUCUUUUGGCCCUUGAGGGGAACGAGAACAUCCCGGUGAAUGCCUAUGUUGGGUAUCGUGGCAACAUGACAAAGGUCGCCAUGGAGCAUUUGCGCCCAGCUAGCAGCUUGGAGCGCCUGACUUUCACGGACUGGUCUGAGAUCAUGGAUGAGGUGAUUGCCAAAACAACACAACGCCCUGAUGAUCAUCCAGAUGAACUUCAAGCUGAAGAACCAGAGAAAGGUGAACAAGUGCAAGGUGAUCGCCCAGAGGCAUCACAACAAGCUGGAGAAGGCGUUCGUCCUCAGGUUUUUGCCUUCCCAUUUCCAGCACAAGACUACUUCCACCAUCGGUGCCAGCGUCCACAAUGGGUACGCCCCUGCCUUCGCGGCGACAGUCCCAGCGGAUCGAAACUGAUUUGGGUUCCACCGUUGGUCAACAUCGCAGUGAGGAAGAUGCAGCAGCUGAGAAACCCCAAGCCGACGUGCCUCAUCAAGAGGGUGGACAAGUUGCUCAAGUUCCAGAUGCUGAAGUGCCGAGUGGAUCUGGUCAAGUUUCACGACCAUCUGUGCCAGAGGAUGUGGCGCAGGUGGUCACUUCCUUCUCGAGCUGUGGUCGAGACCAUGGAGACAUUGGGCAUGCCGUGGCCGAGUGGUGGACAUCAGCAUGAAGCUUGCACUACUGCAGCGCAUGGCAAGGAGCUCAAGUGGUCCGAGAUGGAAGAGAAGGUGCGAGAUGAGUUUCGUGAAGCAGCAGUUGAUCAAUGGAGCAAGUGGAUGGAGAACAAUGCCAUCCAAGUUUUGUCACUGGGAGAAAGCCGAGCAGUGAUCCAAGAGUUGACACGUCGCAAUGAGCUGCAACGGAUUCUUCGGCCGAGAUUUGUGCUGACGGACAAGAAUUCCAGUCUUCGAACUCCUGAGCGCGAUUUGCCGCUCAAAGCCAACGCACGAUUGGUCGUGCCUGGGUUCAAAGAUUUAGCCAAUCUUCAAGGUGAACUUCGAAAAGACGCUCCAACUGGCAGUCGCCUUGGACAACAUCUACUCUUCAGCAUUGGGGCCUUCUUUCCAAACUGGAGACUACUUGGUGCUGAUGUUCGUGCCGCUUUCCUGAAAGGAGAUCCUUACGUCUCCAGGGAGUUGUACAUUCAGUGCACCAAUCCGAAGAUUGGGCCCACCAUACCGCUACCAGCAGGUUGCCUUGGAAGAGUGGUGAAAGGAGUCUUUGGGUUAGCCGACGCGCCCAGAGAGUGGUACCUUCGACUGUCGAAGGAGGCUGAGCGUCAAGGGUGGCAAAAGUCCUCACUGGAUGCCGCUCUUUGGUUCAAAUGGAGUGAGAAAGAUGGAAAGCUGUGUGGCAUGCUCAUCGCCCAUGUUGAUGACUUGCUGUGCGUGGGAGAUGAGGAGGCAGAGAGCAGUCUGCUAGCUCUUGGUGAUGUGCUGGGUUUUGGAAGCAUUGAAAGAGAUGACUUUCAAUGGUGUGGCAAACGCAUCCGCAAGUGCAAGGACACCGGUGAGAUCAAGAUCAGCAUGGUUCCCUACCACCAGAGUUUGAAGCCUGUGGUUGUGGGACGUGAGCGUCGCAAAGAUCCCUCAGCAUUGCUGACGCCUGGCGAGAUCAAGAAGCUCAAGGGCAUUUUGGGAUCGCUGCAAUGGUUGGUGGCUCAACUACGUUUUGACAUCUCAUUUCAGGUAUCUAGCCUCCAAUCGGAGACACCGACAGUGGGCACUUUGCUACGUGCGAACAAAUGCCUGGUGGAGACCAAGAAGGACUAUGACUAUGAGAUGACCUUCAAGAGUGUUGACUUCGCCCGUGGGGGAAUUUUGGUUGUGGCAGACGCCGCACUGGGCAACGUGGAUAGCAAAGGUGACUCUACUGGACCGCCUGGGACAAAGGUGCACUCACAGAGUUGCUAUGCGGUCUUGCUGGCAGAUGCAGAGAUGAUGAGAGGCAAGCUGGGCACAUUCAACACUUUGGACUUCAGAUCGCACCGCAUUCCCAGGGUGUGCAGAAGUUCUUACGCAGCAGAGACUCUUGGAGUUGAAGAAGGUUUAGACGCAGGUGAGCUUGCACGAGGUUUUCUUGCAGAAGCCUUGGGGGCGGAUGUGACUCGAAAAGACGCCUGGUUUCAGGUGUGCAGAGUUCCUCUCCUGGGUUGCACCGAUGCCAAGGAUUGCUUCGACAGAUUGACACAAGAUACUGGCUUUGGGACCCAGAAGAGCCUGAGCUUUACUUUGGCUUCACUUCGACAGCAACUUCGACGCCCAAACACCUACUUUAGGUGGACAGCAACCAUGAACAACUUCGUCGACGCAGGAACAAAGCUGAUGGACAACUCGACACUUCGUCGUGUUCUUCGUGAGGGAUCCUGGUCGGUGGAGUACAACGCCGAGUUCACAAAGCAAACAUCAAAGGCCUUGAAAGAAGUGACGGACGCAGAGAAUUUGCCUGGACGUGCUAUGGAGCCACGAGAUGAAGCUCUUCUACGACAUAUUCAUGCA